Messenger RNA from Coregonus sp. 'balchen', 636 nucleotides. The record is from the annotation of a GenBank genome assembly. NCBI's taxonomy places the organism in Eukaryota, Metazoa, Chordata, Actinopteri, Salmoniformes, Salmonidae.
AAGGGCGGAGAGCUGGACUUCUCCACCUUCCUGACCAUGAUGCACCAGCAGAUCCAGCAGGAGGAUCCCAGAGCAGAGAUCCUGGAGGCCAUGAGGAUGACGGACAAGCAGAAGAAGGGCUACAUCCUAGCCUCGGAGCUCCGGGCCAAGCUCACCGGGCUGGGAGAGAAGCUCACUGAUAAAGAAGGUAAGGGUCAUAAACACGCAUGCCACAUGUAUACGAGAGAGUGUAGAGUGUAUGUAUGUGCAUUGUGUUUGUUUGUUCAAACCCCACACAUCCAGAAUCACGGGUGUGCAUUAUUGUACCAACUUAACAACAUUUCAAUGGUAGUAAAUGUAAUUGAAUUACUUUGUUACUUUAUUACACCCAAACUGUAUAUUCUGUUUGAAAAACACUUGACAUUUGACAUAUGUAUGACAGAGAUUGUAUACCAGUAGUCAUAAAAUGUCUUAAAACAUUCAAAGACCAGUGAUGAAAUGACUGAUUCGAUGAGUUAUAAUUAAGUUGUGUGGGCGUCAUCUUCUCACUUCCCUGCAGUUGACGAGCUGCUGAAAGAGACUGGUGUGGGACCAGACGGACGUGUCCACUACGAGGAGUUCGCCAAAACAAUGACCCUUCCUUCUACAAACUGCUGA